UUUCGUGACAUCACAAACUGGGGCAGGACAAGUCACGUGAUCGAUUCCCCUUUACCUGCAGCACCAGUGGCGGAAGACAGGUGAAACUAUCGGUAUCAGUGAACUUUGUAAGAAGAAAAACACGGUUUUAAAUUCACCUUGUGAGGCAAUGUAACUACUAUACCCAGUUCACUCAGCAGCUAGAACCAUCCCCAUGUCUUUUGGAAACGGGUCAGCAUCCCGCUUUGAUCGGGUCCGCGAUAUGCCUUACUACGAUGAGGUGCCCAUCGGCUCACUGCCGUGGGGUCAGCAAGCUCCUUACCCACUUGGUGGUGAAGUUCCAGCAUCCAGCUAUGACAGUUUACCACCACCGCCGCUGCCCGAAAACCCUCCUGUUGGGCCAGAUUUCUAUCCAAGCGAUGUUGAAAACCAGGUGGACGAUGCCAUGGACAUCAAACCUGUCCGACGCUUCAUUCCUGACUCUGUGAAGAACUUCUUCAGAGCCAGUGGCAACCGAGGCAGCAAGAAAUGGACAUUUCCACCACCACCACCUGAUGUGAACACCACCACCGAAGGCGUCCCGUGCUCUCCUCCACACUCACGUGCACCCUCACCGACAGCCCCAAGCUCUUACCUAGACCCUUAUGGAGGAUCUGGAGGCAGCUACAAUUCAAGGAAGGAGCAGGCGAUGUUAUUAGGUGAGCCGCUGGAAUCGGUUUCUGGACGUUCUUUGCAGACAGCCAUGACUUACAGCGAGAAGGUGGAGGAGUACAAUCAACGCUAUGCGUAUAUGAAGUCCUGGGCUGGACUUUUGCGCAUUUUGGGAUGCGCAGAGCUGCUUUUGGGAGCUGCUGUUUUUGCUUGCGUCUGUGCGUAUGUGCACAAGGACAAUGAGUGGUUUAAUAUGUUUGGUUACUCCAUGCAUCAGACGUAUGGUGGAAUGUAUGGAGGAGCAUCAAUGGGUGGAAUGUAUGGAGGAACUGGAGCUUCCUACUCAGGACCUUUGACUCCUUUUGUUAUUGUGGUGGCUGGAGUGGCCUGGAUAGUGACUGUCAUUCUAGUAGUGUUGGGAGUGACAAUGUAUUAUCGUACCAUUCUACUAGACUCCAGCUGGUGGCCAAUCACAGAGUGUGUGAUAAACUUGGCAUUAGCACUGCUCUAUUUGUCAGCUGCAAUCGUGUAUGUGCGAGACACAGUCCGUGGUGGUCUCUGCUAUUAUCCACAUUUCAACGCUGGGCCCAAUGCGGGAUUUUGCCGAACAGAGGCUGGGCAGAAUGCGGCCAUCAUCUUCCUCUUUGUCAACAUGCUGUUGUAUCUCGUGGGAGCAGGCGUGUGUCUGAAGCUAUGGAGGCAUGAAGCUGCAAGGAUGCGCAGAGAGAGAAUGGGUCAAGAUAUUAAAUCAGAAGGACUUCCGCUCAAUAUGAUUGGUGCCGGCUCAAGUGUCUCUGUGCCCAUUCAAACUGCUCCAGUAAUGACCAGUGCAGAAUCUUAUGAUGGCACACCUGUCAACCCAGUUAUGAUGGAACCGGAGAUCUUAAGGGGUCAUAUCCCUGCUGGCCACAUCCCCAAACCUGUGGUCAUUGCAGACUAUGUGGCAAAAUAUCCCACAAUCCGGUCUGAUGAGGAGAGGGAGCAAUACAAGGCUGUGUUUAAUGAUCAAUAUGCAGAAUAUAAAGAAUUGCAUGCUGAGGUUCAGGUCUUAACGCAGAAGUUUGAGGAAAUGGAUACUCUGAUGAGGAAUCUACCACAGCAGCCUUCCAGCCAAAUGGAGCAAGAGAGAAUCAAUAGCAUUAUUCAAGAGUAUAACAGAAAAAAGGCUGACCCGACGUACCAGGAGAAAAGGGAGCGGUGUGAAUAUCUGAAAAGCAAACUUGCACACAUAAAGCAGAAAAUUCAGGAGUAUGACAAAGUCAUGGACUGGAAUGACGGUUACAGCUAAACAGAACUUUGAUGUACUUUUCAAAUUCAUCAUGACCUUCACAAAGGUUCCCAGAAAAGCAGCAACUGUCUUAAAGAAAAAAAGACUGUACCUUCAAGAAUUAAUGGAGUGUUUGGUUUAUUCUUGGUUGGUGUUGAAAUAAUUUCACAUUCAGUUCAAUAGAGCAGGAAAGUAUAAUGAAGGACAUCUACCACUUCAAAACCAGCACUGAAAAUGUUACCUUCUCUCUGUUACUGACAUGUCAUAUAUAUACUUUUUAUUUAGAAAUAGAUCAUUUGAAGAAAAUCACUAGAAUCUUUAAGCUUCCUGUAGUUAAUUGGAGAAUAUAAUGUAAAUAGCUUUCAAAACUGUAUUCAAUAUUUGUUUGAAUGGCAGUAUCUCUGUGAUAGUCCUAGAAAGCUUGGUAAAUUUAUAGUCUUGCUAGUUUAAUUUUCAUUUUUUUGUGUAUUUUAUACAGUCGUUUGUGAGUUAUAUGUACUUUUUUUUCAAUGUCACUUGACCUUUAAAUUUCAUCAUUGAUAUUGGAAGUAGAUAACAUAAACAGGCCUGCCUCCACAUUUUACUGGCAAACAUUUCCUUUUUUGACAAAAUAAUGAACUAGUACUUAACACUUAGAUUAACAUACUGUAUCACCUCUCAUGUGUCUGUUUAUACUUAACACGCUACUACAUGGCUCAGAGCAUUGUGUGUAUAGGCCUGCUGUUAUAUAGUUGAAUUGUAGUAAAGUAAUUGCUUGACAGCUCUAAAGGUAUCAAGUUACAAACUACAGUGGACUCCAGGAAGAAAAGGUGCUCAUACACCUUUUUGUACAAACCUUAUGGCUCAUAAAUACUGAAUAUGGUGUGUAAUAAUCCAGAACAAUGCUGUUUUAAUUUUUGUUAUUGUUUUUAGAACAAUCUACAGUAAAUUGAAACCAUAAUUACAUUACACUUCUAAGACA
Labeo rohita (rohu) is the source of this 2858-nucleotide messenger RNA. RefSeq names its product MARVEL domain containing 2b (gene marveld2b). Gene Ontology annotation, cellular component: apical plasma membrane; bicellular tight junction; cytoplasmic vesicle. NCBI's taxonomy places the organism in Eukaryota, Metazoa, Chordata, Actinopteri, Cypriniformes, Cyprinidae. Gene Ontology annotation, biological process: bicellular tight junction assembly. The record is from RefSeq and is a predicted model, not a curated record. Bases 194 to 1918 code for a protein of 574 amino acids. The transcript is spliced from 8 exons.